Messenger RNA from Megalobrama amblycephala (Wuchang bream), 3733 nucleotides. It is a transcript of the gene mark3a, whose product is annotated as MAP/microtubule affinity-regulating kinase 3a. Gene Ontology annotation, biological process: intracellular signal transduction; protein phosphorylation. Gene Ontology annotation, cellular component: cytoplasm; plasma membrane. Gene Ontology annotation, molecular function: ATP binding; protein serine/threonine kinase activity; protein binding. NCBI's taxonomy places the organism in Eukaryota, Metazoa, Chordata, Actinopteri, Cypriniformes, Xenocyprididae. Bases 643 to 2877 code for a protein of 744 amino acids. The record is from RefSeq and is a predicted model, not a curated record. The transcript has 18 exons.
GGCGCUCUCCAAUGAGCACAGGGAUCUUUCUGUUUCCUCACUUCCUCUGUCUCGCUCAGGGCUCGCCUCGAAACUCCUGCGCUGUUGGGCAGCCAUCUUGGAUCUCGCUUUGAACGAGAGGCGACAGAAGCGGCUGUUCGGGUGGAAUGGAACCGUCAACGAGUGUAACUUCCCUGCGGCUCCGACGCCUGUGAUUACCCGCUUUACCCCGCUGCUGCCGUUACCAGUGAAUGUACCGGACAGUCCAUUUGAAGGAUCGCUCGAUGAGCAGAUUGUCUUUGGGGGAGAUCGCAGCGGAGGCCCCGUGAAGUGCAAUUUUCUCUAUUCUUACUUGAACCGGACAUCCGAAAUAUGAAGCAGACAGCGACGCCAGGCCUGAAAGUAUUAUGUUUUUAACAGUGCACAAGUUAACCGGCCUCGUUCGCUUUUCAGGGAUCUAUUAGAUGGCGCGCGCUCGGUAAUAAAACGCAGUAACGUCAGGAAUAUUUCUCCCAAACUUUUAACAACUUUGUUACCUGCUUUAGAAGCAAAUCAAUGAUAUUGACCACUCGUGUAAUCGGUCAGAUAUAUUCCCCCCUUCGCUGCAACGCAAAACCUGCUGCUUAAAUUGUAAUUCCGGGAAAGCAGCUUUCCAUCAACACUAUGUCAACAACAAGAGCCCCCCUGCCCACCGUCAACGAGCGGAAGGCUGAAAACCAUACAACGAAUGGCCAUGGCCGAGGGGAGGUGACCUCUCGAUCUGUGAGGUCGAGUGGUCGAAACCGAAAUUCUGGCUCAGGAUUGGAUGAUGUGCACCCUCUUGUUGGGAAUUACCGGCUACUAAAAACCAUUGGAAAGGGCAACUUCGCCAAGGUCAAACUGGCUCGCCAUAUCCUCACAGGAAGCGAGGUGGCAAUAAAAAUGAUUGAUAAAACUCAACUGAAUCCAACAAGCCUUCAAAAGCUUUCCAGAGAAGUCACAAUCAUGAAGAAUUUAAACCACCCAAAUAUUGUCAAACUGUUUGAGGUGAUAGAGACUGAGAAGACGCUGUUUCUUGUGAUGGAAUAUGCCAGCGGAGGUGAGGUGUUUGACUACCUAGUGGCUCAUGGGAGGAUGAAAGAGAAAGAGGCCAGAGCUAAAUUUAGACAGAUUGUGUCAGCUGUGCAGUAUUGUCACCAAAAACACAUUGUACACCGAGACCUGAAGGCUGAAAAUCUGCUGCUAGAUGCUGAUAUGAAUAUAAAGAUAGCUGACUUUGGCUUCAGUAACGAAUUUAUGGUGGGAAAUAAGCUGGACACGUUCUGUGGCAGCCCCCCUUAUGCUGCCCCCGAGCUCUUUCAGGGUAAGAAGUAUGACGGGCCGGAGGUGGACGUGUGGAGUUUGGGGGUCAUACUCUACACGCUGGUCAGCGGCUCCCUGCCCUUCGAUGGACAGAAUCUCAAGGAACUGCGUGAACGUGUGUUACGUGGUAAAUAUAGGAUCCCUUUUUACAUGUCCACUGACUGUGAGAAUCUUCUCAAGAGGUUCUUGGUUCUAAACCCAGCCAAGAGAGGAACGUUAGAGCAAAUCAUGAAGGAACGCUGGAUCAAUGCUGGCUUUGAGGACGAUGAGCUCAAACCCUUCCUUGAGCCAGAGGCAGACAUUUCCGACCAGAAGAGAAUAGAUGUGAUAGUGGGCAUGGGCUUCUCCAGAGAGAAGAUCCAAGAGUCUUUGUCCAAAAUGAACUAUGACGAGGUCACAGCCAUAUACUUACUGCUGGGCAGGAAGACCAAUGAGGAGGUCAGUGACUCCAGCUCCAAUAGUAAUCUUUCCGUGGCAAAGACCAGGCCCACCAGUGAGAUGAACGGCCAAUCACCUUCUCAUCUGAAGGUCCAGAGAAGCGUUUCCUCCAGUGAAUCCAGAAAAUCCAGACGCCAUAGUGAUCAAGUUGGUGGUGUGGUCACUAACUCAGCAUUGAGUAACUCCAAGAGGACGGUCCCUGUCACAGCCGAUGGUGAUGUCAAACAGGAAGGUGGAGUAACAGCACGUAAGCCCCCCACUCACAGCCCCCCCAGCCCACUCCAGGGUAACACCAACAAAACAGACAUACCAGACCGGAAGAGAGGCAACUCCAUCACACCUAAUAAUAACUCUGGAUCAGGAGGCAUGUCAAGGAGAAACACAUACGUGUGCAGUGAGAGAAACAACACAGACCGCCUUUCUGUCAUUCCUAACGGGAAAGAGAACAGUGUGUCUUUGUCUCCUGGCUCACGUGACCCUGGUGCCUCCACUCACAGCAUCAGCACUGCUGCCACACCCGAUAAAACACGAUUCCCACGAGGCUCCGCAAGCCGCAGCACCUUCCACGGACAACUGAGAGAUCGUCGCACGGCCACCUACAACGGCCCACCCGCCUCGCCUACGCAGCCUCGAAGCCGCGGUAACGCCAACAACCUGCUCACCAAGCUGACCUCCAAACUCACACGCAGAAAUAUGUCAUUCAGGUUUUCCAAAAGAGUCUCAACCGAGUUUGAGAGAAGCGGGAGAUUUGAGGGCUCAAGUCGCCAUGUAUCUGGGGAUCAGCAGAAAGAUGAAGGGAAAGAUGGAAAAGACGGGAAACCCCGCUCUCUCCGUUUCACCUGGAGUAUGAACACCACCAGCACCAUGGAGCCAGCCGACAUCAUUAAUGAGAUCCGCAAAGUUUUGGACAACAACAGCUGCAGUUACCAGCAGCGCGAACGCUUUCUGCUUCUCUGUUCCCAUGGGGACACCCGCACCGACAGCCUCGUCCAAUGGGAGAUGGAGGUUUGCAAACUGCCCCGGCUCUCACUUAAUGGUGUCCGUUUUAAGAGGAUAUCUGGCAACUCCAUCGCGUUUAAAAACAUUGCUUCCAAAGUUGCAGGCGAACUCAAGCUAUGAAUAUCUUUAAUCUUACUACAUAGAGGAAUUUAUGAAAUGGUUCAAUUCAGUAUAGACAAACAAAUUAAGGUGUACAAUCGUAAAGUAGCAGUUUCCAAAUGUUUUUUUUUUUUUUUUUUUUUUUUAAAUAAACCACUUACAUGUAUUUGAAAAAAUGUAUAUACUGUAACAUUGCUUAAAGCAAUAAUUUCUUUAACAUCGGUCACACAAUUAUCGUAUUAUCGUUAAAUGCUGUAAAAAAAGAAGAGGUUUGAACCUUUCAGUGUUACGAUUGUAUGCACCGCUGAGAAUGUUCAGCGAGGAACCAACUCAUUGCCAUCACCAUCAUUUCAGACUGAUGAGUUGAAUCUGAUCAUUCAGGAAAUGGACACUAGAUGGAGAUUUGUGAGGUUUGUUUUAUUUUAGCUUUUUAACGGGCACUAUUCUGUGGUGGUUUUAAGUAUUGCGUGUUUUGGGCGGCUCUUGUGUAAAGGGUGCACCCGAAUCUUGACUUGCUUAAGACUUUUUGAAAAUUUGCUCUGCACCUCUGUGUAUUGAGGGUGCUCGUCUGUGAAAACGGCUGCAGUAAACCUGAUUGGAGCUCAGUUUCACUGUUUGAAUGUUAUUAAGAGCAACAUUUAGAUGUUUUAUAAUUUAUUUCACGUUAUUGCCCACUCAAGUGUAUUUUUUGUGUAAAUAUUGUACUUUAUGCGGUAAUUACACAUUUUCAUACUGUUUUGUUGGACUUCUUUUGAAACCAAGAGGGCAUCUUGUAAUCUCUUUCACUUAUAAGACUCACCACAGAUUCAAUUAAACUAUCUGUAACUCGUCACAGUGUUCCUUGCAGAGAUCUAAUACAGCUACAAAAUGAUCUCAA